AUAGACAAACAAAAGUUACGACUUUGUUUUGUGGGUGAACUGCCAGAACCCUUUAUCGUUCUAGUUAUGUUAAUUUGCCGAAAGUAUCUCCCGACCUUUCUCUGUCACUGUCAUCACACUAGGGGCAGAGCUGUAGUCAUACGUGACUUUUAAAAUUAUAAACGUACGAACUAAAUCCAAUUAGGUGGAAUGUUAAUGUGUCAUAUUUACCAGUAGGAUAUUAAGCGAAAAACAUGGAACGAUGGUAUUCAAAGCCUUUCAUUAUAAAAUUAGAUCUAUUUUAUAUGUUAACCCAGUUACUCGUUUAUGUCACUUAAAAACAUUUCUGUUGUGUGUGGAGGCCUAGAAAAAAUGUCCACAACACCCGUGUAAGUCUAAAUGGAUUGUCUAUGUUAGAGUGUUCGCGAAGUCAUGAUACGACGAUGUCAACAUCUUGUUUAUGUCCUUAAUCACAAUGACGACAUAUAUAGCAGUAAGAAAAAGGACACAUAUAUGGACGCCGUCUUUGAAAGUCAUGUUUGACCAGAAUAUGGACGCUUUCUUCAAAAGUCAAAAUUGGCCAGAAUAUUGACGCCUUCUUUUUAAGUCAUGUUUGGACAGAAUAUGCACGCCAUCUUUGAAAGUCGUGUUUGUCUUGGAGUGUAUAGGAACGUUAUUGUCAAGGGAGGCAACAAAUGGACUUACUAUUCUUAAUGGAUCAAUGUACAUCGGAAGAAAUCGAUUGAUUCACGACACCCGUAGAUUACAAUUAUACAAGACGAGCAGGGUUAGAACAGACAAACGUACAGUAUCGUGCUGUGUAUUUGUGAUAAGGAAUGACGAAGGAGUUCACGGCAUCGCUCAACAUGUCUAACGUUACUCUGGAGUAUGUAGAAUGGAGAGAGUUUGUCAACAAAGGAUUACUAUUCACUUUCUUUCUCAGCUUACUUAGUAUUACUGGAACUCUCGGUAAUGCAGUGGUUUUUCUGACUAACCUUCGUUGUGACAAACCGUCCAAUUACAGGACCCUGAUUCAAUGUCUCGCCCUCGUCGACUUCCUCAGCUGUGCUGUUGGCAUCCCUGGAUACGUCCUGAAGGCACGGUAUCAAUACACCAUUGAGUCGAAUACCCUUUGUCGGGUAUUAACAGUGUUUCAUUUCUACGUCGGGAUAACGUCGCUUACAAUACUGAGCUUUUCAGCAAUUGAGCGAUUCAGAAAAACAUGCAGGCCGUUUGGAAGUCAAUUUAAUCGAAAAGAAAUAAAACGAGUAUGUGUUUGUUUGAACAUUUUUGGAUUAUUGUUGUCUGCGCCUAGUGCAUAUGCGUUUAACUCAGAAGAAGUUAACUUACAGAAUGGCUCCUUGAUUGGACGAACAUGCAAACUGGAAAAAGACAGAAUAUUUUCGAGAGUAUAUAUUUCCGUGUUCAUAUUUUGUCUCAUCUUUUGUGUUCUUGUUGAUACUGUGUUCUAUUCUCUCAUUGGAAGGAAAAUCAUUUCACAGAAUAAACGGGGACCUAAAACAGUUUCGUUCAGAAAUCGACCUGUAAAAACACCAGAAGUUUCGUCAGACCGAGACAGAAAACCUGACAGCUCUCAGCGCAUGUCUAAUGUGUCUUUGACCUCGAUCUCUCAACAACAAGACCACAACAAUGCUACAAAGAGAAACACUUCAUUGAAAGGAAAAGCUCUGUAUGAAAAGAGUGUGCAAAUUUCAGUUAUGUUUCUGGUGUGUUCCCUCCUGUCAUGCGCGUCCUUUGUGCCCCUCUUCGUCUUCCGGUGUAUGGAGAUCUACGACGCGAAAUUACGAGAGAGGACAUUCGAAGCACUUGGUCCAAUGGCGGCCAUAUUGAAUCGUUUCCACGUGAUCAAUCAUGUGAUCAACCCAAUUGUAUACUGCUUGCUCAGCAGUAAUUUCAGGGAUGAAUGUCUUUCUCUUUUUAAAUGUAGAAAGAAGUAACACUGUUUCAGACUAAUCGACUGGUAGACCCAUGGACUUACCCUGGCGUCAACAAAGGUCAGCUUGUUCCAAACCUCUCAACAGAUUUCAGCCUGAGUAUAUGAUCAAACGUCGGAUAAAUCGAAAAUCUCGAAAGUAGACAUGCAAUGCGCUCUACAGGUUGUACUUUUCUUACUUUGCAAUAAGUGUGCUCCUUAAAAUGGUGUUCUUGCUUUCUAAAACGGCUAAUAUCCCACUUUUACCGUUUCAGAGUUCCGAGGAACAUUUUAAUGUUAAUCGAGUUAGCUGAUUCAUUAAAUUCAUAACAUACAAAUAUGUUAAGAAGUUGUCUUUCAUUAUAGUCAAUUCUAGUAUUGCUGUGACGUACAUUAUAUUUUAAAGCAUUGUCUACAUGGGUAGGAAAGUGUAUCGGAGGUUAUACGAUAAUACCUGUAGUACCAUACGUGUACAUCUAUAUAACAAGGUGUAACUCAAGUUAACAAAUGUGCAUGGACAAAUGAAUGCAAUACUGUAUACCAGGUUAAUUUCGCGUUUGUGUUAUUUUCGCAGAAGGAUUUCAACAGCGAAUACAACAAUGCAGCGAAAAUUUCAUGUUCAAUGCACUAUUGUAGGAUCUGAAUCAAGACAGUAGACACAGAUAAACACAAAGUGUGUCACGCAGUUCUUUUUAAUGGCAAAUAUUUUCAUGAAUUAAAAGAUCACGGAUGAGUUCUUGAAGGCGCCGAAACAGCUCCAUGGCGCAGUGUUGUUCAUUUCGGAUGAGUUCUUGAAGGCCGAAACAGCUC
Molecule: messenger RNA, 2722 nt
Organism: Mizuhopecten yessoensis (Yesso scallop)
Lineage: Eukaryota; Metazoa; Mollusca; Bivalvia; Pectinida; Pectinidae
Product: cholecystokinin receptor type A-like
Exons: 2
Coding region: 816-1937 (373 amino acids)
Biological process (GO): neuropeptide signaling pathway
Cellular component (GO): membrane
Molecular function (GO): neuropeptide receptor activity
Source: RefSeq, a predicted model, not a curated record